UUGGAUAUAAUUAUUAUGCUAUGGAAAAUGUGUUCUGUCGUCCACAAAAGUUUUUAUUCUACUCUGGAUAUGUUAUGCCAGUGGCUGUCCUUUACCUAACAACCUUAAUCAGCUAUUGUGUGUCGUUCUUCCUUAUUUAUUGCUUCGAAAUGACCUCAGCAGAGAAGCAAUUCCGUAAAGACUCGGUCAUAUCUCAUUACUACGCUGGGUUGAUCCUCUUUAUUAUAUUUGGUGUUGUAUGGGUAUUUGCCAUCACUGGUACUCAGUACAACAUCACUGGUCCCGGAUCAACUGCCCUUCAGUAUGUAUUUGGCUCCUUCUCCAUGAUUCAUGCUCUGUUACUCGUUAUACUGACGUUUGCUCGUACUUCUGAUACUCGCUUAGCUUUUAGACCCAUUGCUAGAAUGAUCCCAGGACGAACUGGAAAGUAUGAGUUUGCUGCCGAUACAAGGGGAGCUCAGGAAACAUAUGGACUGGAUAUUUCAGGAAAAUAUUUGACUGACGAGACUAAAAUGGCUAGGGCUGACGAGAAGGAGCCACUUGCUGUUAGUAAUAUUGAUGAAGAUGAUGAGCCUCGUUAUGUCACAUCAACAUCAGUUACUGUAGUUGUCAAUGAAGAUGCCCUUGAAGGCGAUGAAAAGACAGAGCUCUAAUUUUAACUCAUAAGUGUUUUAAUCAAUAGUUUGUCUUCUCCCCCCCUCCCAUUUCUUAAUUAAGUAUUAUUAUUUUUUUGUCUCCAGUAACUCUUUCGUAUUCAUUUCAUUCAAUGCAAUCCCUCAUUAUUUAAUUUGAUAGAUAUGUGAACUGCAAA
Amphimedon queenslandica is the source of this 811-nucleotide messenger RNA. RefSeq lists its product as uncharacterized. The record is from RefSeq and is a predicted model, not a curated record. Lineage: Eukaryota; Metazoa; Porifera; Demospongiae; Haplosclerida; Niphatidae. The coding region runs from base 21 to 653 and encodes 210 amino acids. The transcript is spliced from 3 exons.